UGUGUUGUCAUGUGACGUCAUCUUGCUGGACGACAGGCGUUGUUCUCCUCACAGAAAUCUGAACCAGGUCCGGUCCUUUAGGUCCAGUUCUCAGAAGCUCAAAAACAGACCGUUAUGAGACAGUGAUAUCACUUCAGAAAGAUAAUCACCAUGACGACGCAGCGCUAGUGCUCAGCAUCAGGACCAGCAGCAGCAUCAUCAUCAUCAUCAGCGGCGCGCAGGUGCGCUGCAUCCCUCUGAAAGGAUGGAGUUCAAGCAGCUCGUGGACACCGCGGAGAAAUGGUGCUCAGGAAACCCGUUCGACCUGAUCUUUGCCGAGGACGUGGACGAAAGACGACUGGACUUCUACGCCGAGCCCGGUAUAUCGUUCUACGUGCUCUGCCCGGACAAUCUUACCGGUGGAACCGAGAAUUUUCACGUGUGGAGCGAGAGUGAAGAUUGUCUGCCGUUCCUGCAGCUGGCACAGGACUACAUCUCCUCCUGUGGUAAAAAGACACUGCUGGAGGUGCUGGACAAAGUCUUCAGAUCCUUCAGACCUCUCCUGGGUCUUCCAGAUAUCGAUGACGACACGUUCGAUCAGUAUCAUGCAGAUGUAGAGGAAGAACAAGAGCCAGACCACCAGCAGAUGGGUGUGAGCCAGCAAUAAUGCCCAUUAGAGAGACUCCACGCUUGGGCCACAAUCCCGGAAUCAAUCCCUACUCACCUGACUCUUCUUAAACACGCCGACUGCAUCAUCUCACCCUUUAAUAUCCGGAUAGCUUUUCCUUCACUAUAAUCUUAACCCAAAGGAUCGUUUCGCUUUUUAACUCUUAGUUCUCCUGUCAUAUUUAACCAAAAAAAUCUCAUUCCAGAUGUGACAGGAAGUGACAUCACAUGGUAGCAGAUGUUUAGAAUGGAAUAGUUAGCGAUGUGCAGUACACGCUGAAUACUGACGACCACUAUUAAGAAAUAGUGCGUGAAACGGCGUGGUGUGUAUUAUGCAGCGAUACGUGUUUCAAACGCUGUGCUAUAAACUCUUCAGCAUCAUGUUGCAUGUUUAUUUAGUGAGGGAUGUCCGGUUCCAGUAGCCUAUCUUCUCAGAUAAGAAAUGCAGUUGUUUUACACAGUUAAGUGUGAAAACAUCUGACGUUUGGCAGUUUAAUGAAAAUGAAAAAAGAAAAUGUCAACUGGUAUUACUUCAGUUCAUAUUUAAGUGUAAAGUCAAGUCGAUCUCAUUAUUACAGUAUACAUAGUGUAUACUUAGAAAGUCAUACUAUUGUGUAGUACUUAAAGUUCUUGGUUGAAGUCAGUAUGCAUUUUACAGAUGUAAUUUGACAUUUUAAAAUGAAACGGGAUCUUUUCUUAUGUGGGUCGGACGUUGAUUUAUCCAUUAGUAAUUCAUUGGAUGAUGUAAUGUCGUUUGCUAGAUGAUAGAUGGUUGAAGGAGAGGAGUUGUAAAAAUAAGACUUUGUGAUUUCAUCUGAAAAAAGGCAUUUAGUAUCAUAUUUUGAUUAUAAAAAAACAAACAAUUAUUUAAACGGAAGUGCAUGUGCUUAUAAAUUAAAUCGUGCAUUAAGAAAUUGAAUAGGGUAAAUUCUUGAUUUUAUGUUGACUAUUAAUGUGUUAAUGAAUAACCCCAGAUCUCUUUAAUGAGAUUGUGCUUAUAUUUAAAUGUUUAAGUCGAUCCAAAAUGUCUGAUAUGUAACCAAAAAUCGUGCAUACAAACCCAGCAAGCAGCUGAUAGUCGUCCAAACACACUCCAGACAUCUAGGCAAAAUUUGAGCUGACAGUGAAAAUUUAAUCAGGGUUCCCAUGGGUCCUUGAAAUGCUUGAAAGUUUGUGAAUCUGGGGGAAAAAUUCAAAGCCCUGGGAAGUUUUUGAAAAUGUACAUACAUGGAUACAGGUCAUUGAAAGUGCUUGAAUCUAUUUUA
Messenger RNA from Paramisgurnus dabryanus, 1910 nucleotides. It is a transcript of the gene mturn, whose product is annotated as maturin, neural progenitor differentiation regulator homolog (Xenopus). Lineage: Eukaryota; Metazoa; Chordata; Actinopteri; Cypriniformes; Cobitidae. Gene Ontology annotation, biological process: positive regulation of megakaryocyte differentiation; regulation of signaling. Gene Ontology annotation, cellular component: cytoplasm. The record is from RefSeq and is a predicted model, not a curated record.